GCUUUCCGAUUCAUGAAUAAAAAACCAAGGGGGAGUUAAGUUCAUAGGACGCAGGAAAGUUCUCCGCAGACAAAUGUUUGGCGCUCUCCAUGACCGAGUACACGUAGAAAUUCCCGAGAACUGAGCUGCGGGCUGCACACUCGGAACAAGCACAAGACCGGAGAGGCGCUUCACUGGGGGAAUAGAGGAAGAGGAGAGGAAGGGGGAGAAAGAGAGAGAGAGAUCUUAUCUCACUCUCCAACUUGAGGUUCAGCGGAUCGCAACUGCAGGACAAUGUCUAGUAAAGCGACUUUAGCCUUACUCAUCUAUGGAAUCAUAAUGCAUUACAGCGUCCACUGCUCACCUGUGGGGCUUAGCUUUCCAAGCGUUAGACUUGACAGUGAGGUGUAUGAUGAGGAUGGGAACUCUUUACCGUCCCUGGAUUACGACAGAGAGCAGAUGGAGGUGAGGAGCCCUCCGUCUGCGGCGGACGACGUCUUCACUUUGUAUUUCCCACCAGAGAAAAGCGGGGGGAAAACGCUGGACGACAGCUCAGAGCCUCUGUCCAAGCGACACUCAGACGGGAUCUUCACAGACAGCUACAGCCGCUACCGGAAGCAAAUGGCAGUCAAGAAAUACCUGGCAGCAGUCCUGGGGAAAAGCCUUGAAGACAUAGGUUUUCACCCAAUCCUACAAGACAUAGACUUUGAUGCCCUCCCGGACGGGGAUGAGUUUGAGGCUUUUUUGGGAGACUGGCUGAAACAGUUCUCUCCCGAAUUUCCGGUGAGUUUCAGGCUCUUUCCCCGAGGCCGUAAUCCUUGCAGGGGCUUCUCAUGUCUCUUCCUUUUUCACCUUUAACCCCUCAAACAUUCUUCCGCCUCAUUUGUGCUCCUGUCUCUCUAGAGUCUCACAGCUGUGUAACCCUUAACCAUCCCACAAUGUGGAGGGACUUUGCUUAGACUGAUUGAUCAAAAGUUACAGAUGUAUGGAACAAAGAUGAUGAUUCUUUUAGUAGACCUGGGUUAAACCAGAUGUGAGCCCUGCUGGCACUUUACACUUUUAAGAUUUCCCUUUUCUCAAUUCAAAAUGGGAUAAUUUCAAAUCUGAGAUGAGGACCAGAGUACUUUUGAGGUUUUUCUUUCUUCCGCACUAUUUACAGAGUGAGAUCACACCUUUGACUCAUGUACAUUGCCAAUCCUGUGUUUCUAUCAACUGGUUUCUGCUGAAGAUUCUCUCUCUGUCCAUAUAAUAAGUAUCACUAAAUCAGGCACAUUUAAAAAAAAGCAUUACAAAAAAGAAGAAAUGAUACUUGUUACAUGGUCACUCAUUCAUCGAUUUGCUCUUGAGAGACAUACAAGGCAGUUUGAACUUUCUGGGUCUAUUGUGCUUCCUUUUCUGUCAUGUGAACCAAUGUAAAAAAGAAAAAGAAAAAAAAGAAACAGUAGAUUGCAUGAUUAAAGUAAUUGCACUAGCCACUGCAUCUGUGCAGCCGACUCCAACUAGAUGGUUUUGCUUGCUUUCUGACUACUGCAAACAUACAUACCUGUCAUUUCUCGAUGUCGUUUUGUGUUCUGUUCUCACAUUUGUACACUGUAUGUCGAACUUGAAGAAUUAUCUGAAUGUACUUACUGCUGGCAAGAAUCACUCAGUCAAAUGUCAUUCUGUUACUAAACCAACUGAUUUUGUUUGAAAUUGUAAUAUACAAUUUGAAGUGGUCUUUUUCUGUAGAACGCCACAAAGGCUGCCGUGAUCGACACAAUUCGAUUCAAAGAAAAGGAGAAAGACAUCGAGGAAAUAAAGAAAGCAACGAUCAAGAACAUGCUUAUUUUGAAAAGUUGAGGGAGAACAGUUUGUAAAAUCUGCAGGAUAAGACUCACACAUCCCCCCCGUCUUUAUACUUCUUACCAUAUUUGUGAGGAAGGGCAGGGUAAAGUUAUUAGAUCUGUGUUUACUGUAUCAAUCUUUCUUUAAUUUUGCAUUCUCCUCUAGGCUUUGUGACGCAGGAAGCAGUUUGCGGCUGUGGUGCCUUGCAUCGACUUUAAAAUCGCCAUUGAAUCACAGAUGGCUAUUUAGUGGCCCUACAAUGCUGCACAUCAUCAGCUUGCAUUUCACUCUUUUGUUGUUGUUUUUGUGUUGCACAGACGUUUGAUAGAAUCUUUAGAAGCCUCCAGCUUUAGACAACAAGCGUCCUCGCUUGCACUGCUUUCUUUUGCACUAGACGUAGAUUUUUGUGAACAUAAAGGGAAGAAUCAGUUUCCCGCUCUCCAUGAAACGUUAUAUGUAUGAUAAUGAAAGCGCCAAUAGCCUUACAAAAAUGAAAUAAUCUUCAAAGAUAUAUAUAUAUAUUUAUUGUGUAGAAAGUGAAUAUUAGAUUACUACUUCAAAUGGCGAUCUGCAAGGGUCAAUAAAUGUCUAAAAAAAUAAAGUGUUGUAAGAUUUGUAUGAAUAAAUUUUUGUAAACAACAAAAAA
Gymnodraco acuticeps is the source of this 2449-nucleotide messenger RNA. RefSeq names its product adenylate cyclase activating polypeptide 1a (gene adcyap1a). Lineage: Eukaryota; Metazoa; Chordata; Actinopteri; Perciformes; Bathydraconidae. Gene Ontology annotation, molecular function: peptide hormone receptor binding; neuropeptide hormone activity; pituitary adenylate cyclase activating polypeptide activity. Gene Ontology annotation, biological process: neuropeptide signaling pathway; regulation of protein localization; positive regulation of ERK1 and ERK2 cascade. The transcript is spliced from 5 exons. Bases 274 to 837 code for a protein of 187 amino acids. Gene Ontology annotation, cellular component: perikaryon; extracellular region; neuron projection. The record is from RefSeq and is a predicted model, not a curated record.